AUGUACUCCAAUAGUAUACGGAGCGUCAGCAAGGGAACGAUGGGCCUUAGCCAGCGCGCCGGUAUCAUGUCGGCUCGCCGCUGGCCGGCCGGAGCAGCUAGGCGCUCGCGGGCACCGCCGGCCUGUGAGCUGGCUCAGAGCCUGGGCGCAUUAUGCAACACCGCCCGACCUGCCCCACGUCUAGCCGCGGAGCGCGUCGCACUAACCCGUCGCCUCGCUAUGCCGACCGACCUAGAUGCACUUUUACAGUGA
Leptosia nina is the source of this 252-nucleotide messenger RNA. Lineage: Eukaryota; Metazoa; Arthropoda; Insecta; Lepidoptera; Pieridae. The record is from the annotation of a GenBank genome assembly.